Molecule: messenger RNA, 3576 nt
Organism: Salvelinus namaycush (lake trout)
Lineage: Eukaryota; Metazoa; Chordata; Actinopteri; Salmoniformes; Salmonidae
Product: transforming growth factor beta-1 proprotein-like
Exons: 7
Coding region: 1350-2495 (381 amino acids)
Biological process (GO): SMAD protein signal transduction; BMP signaling pathway; transforming growth factor beta receptor signaling pathway
Cellular component (GO): extracellular region
Molecular function (GO): type II transforming growth factor beta receptor binding; type III transforming growth factor beta receptor binding; growth factor activity
Source: RefSeq, a predicted model, not a curated record
CUAAAACCCCAAACAGCUAGUAAUGCAGGUGUAGAAGCACUGUAUGUAAACUUCCGACUUCAACUGUAUAUGAACUAUAAAGAUAUUGUAGCCAUGUCAGUCUUUUUAGAUGAUACUAUGGAUGAUGCUACAUUUUUAGCACUUGCAGGUGAAUUGAAUUUAGCAAAUCAACCAGUUAUUUUAAGUUCUUCCAUGUGUCUUGUCUUCCAGCAAAGCUAACAGAACAAGCAGCCCUGUGCUUUGAAAUGGCAGAAGUUUCACAAUGCUGCUCACUUCCUGGAUUUAGUGUCAUACAUUUUUAGUGCAAGAGAGGAACUAGAUAGAAAUUCAAAGGAACUUGAGAAAAAUAUCAGUGGCUGAGGAUGACUAGUAAAACAAACCGCACAAUGAAAUGUGUGAACAGUAGGGUCUAACAGGAAAGAUUGUGUGCAGAGUUUUUAUUUUAGUCUGAAACGUUUUAACUAACUGGAUCUGAAUAUAGUAAAGACUAGAGAGGGAGCUGUAACUACGUGUGGGCGAGUUUGUUGUUGCUGUUAGGAUGUCUCUGCUCUUUCAUUUGUUGUGGUGUUCUCUGGCAAGGUUGGGAUUGGAAAGUGCGUCUACUGGUCUAGUGAGUGACAGCAUCAGUCUUGGAGAAUUUGAAUUGAAGCUAGGCAGUAGUUUUUGACUCCUAACAUUUCUUAUGCUUAAAGCAAUAUGCUGUGUGCAUGUGUUUAUGAAUAACUCAUUAAGACAUUUCCAUUUCUCAAUAUUGUGAUUUUUCUACACUAAUAAAACGGCCCUUUUGCUUGGAAAGGGAAUUGGGUCAAUUGACAAACAUUUCUUCAGUAAUGUUGUAAGAAUACUGUCACAUUUGCAAAAAAAAAUUCAUUGAGAUUUCCCUUUUAUAGUUCAUGACUUUCCAAACCUCACAGUUUACACAGGGCCACCUGUUUCCAAAGCUUGUUUGUUAUAUUAACGUGUGUGUGUGUAUUUGGGUCCCAAUGACAGGUAGUAAUGUGGUGCUGUACUUCAUUCAUUCCUGAAUUGAGACUGCCUCUAGGGAGCACUGAGAGUCUGUGCGGCACCGUACCAGUGAGACAGUGACUCAGUCUAGGCUGAGCUCUUGUGGUGCUUCUCCGUGGUCUGACCUCGGUUCCACAGCGUGCACCAGUCACAGAGGAGCUCAACUCGAGAUCCUGAAGAGCCUCCUGUGUUUCAGUGAGUAUUGUGACAGCAGCAGGAGUAGUGCAUUGAAAUCAGCUCCCGCAACGGGACUCGGCGAGCUCAAACAGGACGGUAAAAUCCACAUAAUAGUCAUCUCUGAAAGCCUGCUGUCUUUAGACAUCGUUCCUCUUUUAAAGUGUGCCAUGAGGGCAGAAUGUUUGACGCUGGUUGUCUUAUUGGCGCUGGAAUAUUUGUGUCAGAGUGAAGCCAUGUCCACCUGUAAGUCACUGGACUUGGAGCUGGUGAAGAGAAAACGCAUUGAGGCCAUCCGUGGACAGAUACUGAGCAAGCUGCGGCUGCCCAAGGAGCCAGAGAUUGAUCAGGAGGGAGACACUGAGGAGGUCCCAACCUCCCUGAUGUCCAUCUACAACAGCACAGUGGAGCUGAGUGAGGAGCAGGUGUACACGUACAUAUCGCCCACUCAGGAUGCAGAAGAGGAGGCAUACUUUGCAAAGGAGGUCCACAAGUUCAGCAUGAAACAAAGUGAGAACACCGUUAAGUACCAAAUGCUCUUCAACAUGUCUGAGAUGCGGUCUGUAUUGGGGACAGAUCGACUGCUCUCUCAAGCUGAGCUCCGUCUCCUCAUCAAAAAUCGUGGCAUGCUCGACGGCAUCGAGCAGAGGCUGGAACUCUACAGAGGCAUUGGAGAUAAGGCACGUUACAUGAAGUCCCAUUUUGUCUCAAAGGAAUGGGCCAAUCGCUGGAUCUCCUUUGAUGUUACACAGACUCUGAGGGAGUGGCUGCAAGGGGCUGGAGAGGAGCAAGGAUUCCAAUUGAAGUUGUCUUGUGAUUGUGGGAAAACAAUGGAAGAAUUCCUCUUUGAAAUAUCAGGGAUGAACAAGCCAAGGGGAGAUAAAGAAACUCUCUUCGUGAACAUGCCAAAGCCUCACAUUUUACUGAUGUCACUUCCUGUGGAACGCCACAGCCAGCUUAGCUCUCGGAAGAAACGACAAACCACUACUGAAGAGAUUUGCUCAGACAAAUCAGAGAGUUGCUGUGUGCGAAAGCUUUACAUUGACUUCCGUAAGGACCUGGGCUGGAAAUGGAUCCAUGAACCCACUGGCUACUUUGCUAACUACUGCAUGGGCCCAUGCACCUAUAUAUGGAACACAGAGAACAAGUACUCCCAGGUACUGGCUCUGUAUAAGCACCACAAUCCUGGAGCCUCUGCCCAACCUUGCUGUGUUCCACAGGUCUUGGAGCCCCUACCCAUUCUCUACUAUGUGGGUAGACAACACAAGGUGGAGCAGUUGUCCAAUAUGAUUGUUAAGUCCUGCAAGUGUAGCUAGAAUUACAUAUAUCCAUUUUCUUAUUCAUCAUAUUUCCUUGUACUCAUGGAGUCCUAAAAUCUGGAUGUAGUCCAGACAUCAUUUCCGAAUGUUAAUAUUAUUAUUUGACAUAUUUCCCAGCCGAGGAUUUCCCUAUUCAAUGAUUAGUGGAUGUUUUUUUAUUUUUUAUAUAUAGUGGUUUAUGGAGUUUUUUAAUAGUUAUUUAGAUUUGCCAAUGUCCUGGGUGUGUCAAUAGACUUGUCUUAUUGUCAUUGUGUUUCAGUAUUUACAGUGUAUUCACAAAGUAUUCAGACCCCUUCUUUUUUCCCACAUUUUGUUACGUUACAGCCUUAUUCUGAAAUGGAUUAAAUAAAAUAAAAAUCCUCAUCAAUCUACACACAAUACCUGUAAAAAAGACGCCUUGUUCCCCCUCCUCUCCUCUCUACCUAACUUCCCCUUCACAGUCCCUUCAGUUUCCCUUCAGUCCCGUUAGUUUGGCUGCUCAGCCCACCUAAGUUAUCCCUCACCCAUCAUAGCCCUGCCAUUCCCAACCAAUCAGAGUGCUUGGAAAGGGGCAUCAGGACACUGCACCCACCCACUCAGGUCAGAGCAUUAUUGUUGUCUGAAUGGAGAAGACGCAUGUGUCUGAGGACUUUUUAUUGUCGACAGUAACACGAAUGUCUGACUGUUGUGUGCGUCGAAAUAACCACAACAAUAAGAAUCCAAGUCAUUCGGAUUACCAAAAUCAUAGAAACACCUACAAUGGAAAUAUCUGUGUGUGUGUGUGGUGGUGACUAUCAAGAGUACAGUGAUGGGCCUCAACAUCAUGUUCUAACCAGACAGCACUAUAGUGGGCAGAACCAAACCAAUCAGUUAUAAGUAUAUAGCGGGUAAGGGAAUUCAGAGCCGACCGCUUAGACAGGUGAGGGCAUACCAGCCAACCGUUUUUACGUGGUUCUUCUAGCCGGAUUUAGUGACCAACUUUUUUUUUUACACGUCCCUCAUUUGUCCAGAUUAGUUUUUACAAUACCACAUAAUGACAAAGCGAAAACCCGUGAUUGUGUCGAGGCACAGAUCUGGGGGAAGGGUACCAAAACAUUUC